AUGUAUCCUCAACAUGGUGCCCCUAUGGCGCCUCCCCAGAAACCCGAGACGUUCAUGCUCUCAAACGAGGCUCAGCAGAGCCUCCCUCAUGAUGCGCAAGUCGCACUGCAGCAGGUCGAUAACCUCAAAUACUUCCUUCUCUCAGCACCCGUGGACUGGCAUACGGACCAACUGAUUCGCAGGUUCUUGCUUCCGACGGGCGACUACAUAUCAUGUGUUCUCUGGAACAACCUCUUUCACAUUUCGGGAACCGAUAUCGUGAGAUGCCUGGCUUUCCGAUUCCAGGCCUUCGGUCGCCCAGUCAAGAAUUCGAAGAAGUUCGAGGAGGGUAUCUUCUCGGACUUGCGAAACCUCAAGGCCGGAACUGAUGCCACGCUAGAAGAACCCAAGAGCCCAUUCCUCGAUUUCCUGUACAAGAAUAAUUGCAUCCGCACUCAGAAGAAGCAAAAGGUGUUUUACUGGUACAGCGUACCCCACGAUCGCCUUUUUCUUGAUGCGUUAGAGCGUGAUCUGAAGCGCGAGAAGAUGGGGCAGGAGGCGACCACAGUUGCAGUCAGCGAGCCUGCUUUGUCCUUCGAGUUUGAUUCAUCGCAGUCAUUGUAUGAACAGCUCACAAAGGCACAACAAGCGAACUCAUCAUCGUUUGCUGCUCACGCAAGUACGACAUAUGGCCAACCUGCAUCCCCAGUGGUUCGGACCGUUGACGCUAUGCCUCCUCCUCAGAUGGCUCCCCAAAUGGCUCCCCCGGCGCUACCCCUUCUCCCGGACGAGUCCGGCAACCCGGCGAUGUACAACCCGAUUCCCAUGCCUACGACUCUAGCCCAAAACGUCAUUAAGCGUGAAGCGGACUAUGGGCAGAUCCAGUAUGAUCGCAAUGGAAUGCCGAUCGCCCGCAUUCACCAACGCCAUGCGUCAAUGCCAACGUUCGUCGAAUACUCCCCGGCUCCAUCCUUUGUGUCUUCGCAGUACGAGGAUUACUCCAAUCGAGGCCUAUCAUUUGAACCAGUCACGCCUCCGCAACAUGGUCACCUCGGCGCCGAACCAGCUUAUAUCGCUAACGAAGAUACCGGGCUCUAUACUGCUAUCCCUGAUAUCUCCGCAGCUCCUUUCCAUCCAAUGAUGCAGCUCCCUCCGUCAAAUUUCACAAGUGCUCAUUUCCCAACUCCGGCCAGAUCCUUCCCCUCAAAUGUCUAUUCUAUGCUAGAGGGCUCACCGACAUACAAGCAGCGUCGGCGUCGGUCUUCUAUCCCCCCGGGUGUUACCAGUGCCGCUGCUACUAUGCUCCCGCAAGUCACAGGUCCACAACCCCAAGCUGUUGCUUAUGCCGCCCACCGGCCAAGUGACCUUCGACGAUCUGUAUCCAGCUCCGUGGCCCCUAUUCCAGAGGCGGAUGAUUCCCGUCAUGACAUUCAUCGCCCUGUCAAUGGAUAUCGUGCUGCAGUCCUUCCCCAGAAGAAUCUGCUGCAUGAGAUGUCCCGCCAUAGCACUCCCCUGUCGAGCUUGGAUGAGAAUUCCGAGCAGCAGCAUGUCAUGCAUCCCACCAACCCGACGGAUGAACUCGCUCCUCUUCCCGAUGGAGAGACGCUCGAAAUUUCAGCCCAACACAAUGCGGCAAGCAAGAUAGAAAGGUAUGCCCCGGGGCCUGUCCGUCGGGCUCGGAGUGCUACCAUGAUGGAACUUGGUCCCUAUCCACAGAAGUCACACUCCUGUCCGAUCCCAUCAUGUGGACGGCUAUUCAAAAGAUUAGAACACUUGAAGCGGCAUGUGAGGACGCACACUCAAGAGCGGCCUUAUCCUUGCCCCUAUUGUAACAAGGCUUUUUCGCGGUCGGAUAACCUUGCACAACACCGCCGCAUUCAUGAGGCGCAGCAGGAUGGUCAGCCGCCAAUUGCUAUCCCGGACGAUGACUUGGAAAAUGAAGAGAAUGGAUUUGGUUCCCAAGACGAGGGAUCCUCGCCGUCAGACUCGAUGCCAAGUGCAAUCGUCCCUAGCAUGACUACAGUGCCCUCUGCAAUGAGCUUACCUACUACUAUGCCCACCAUGAUGGCUCCGCAUAUGGUUACUCCCCAGCUCUUGCAGCAACAGAUUUGA
Molecule: messenger RNA, 2091 nt
Organism: Aspergillus saccharolyticus JOP 1030-1
Lineage: Eukaryota; Fungi; Ascomycota; Eurotiomycetes; Eurotiales; Aspergillaceae
Gene: steA
Product: sexual development transcription factor SteA
Exons: 5
Coding region: 1-2091 (696 amino acids)
Biological process (GO): sexual reproduction; regulation of DNA-templated transcription
Cellular component (GO): Tec1p-Ste12p-Dig1p complex; nucleus; Ste12p-Dig1p-Dig2p complex
Molecular function (GO): DNA-binding transcription factor activity
Source: RefSeq, a predicted model, not a curated record